Sphaeroforma arctica JP610 is the source of this 1206-nucleotide messenger RNA. RefSeq lists its product as hypothetical. The annotation marks the transcript as partial. Lineage: Eukaryota; Ichthyosporea; Ichthyophonida. The record is from RefSeq and is a predicted model, not a curated record. The transcript has a single exon.
UAAACCUGGUUCAGGCGCGAAAACCCCUGGUUCAGAAUCGGGUGGAGAUCGGGAUGAGCGCGCAAGAGUGUAUGCAGAAGCCCACAUGCACGACACUGGGAAGGCUCAAACACACAUCGCAACCGCUGCAGCCACACAUACACACGGACUAGAGAAUACACAUAUACAUACGUCUCAUAGUACAGGACGGGAGCAUAUACACAAACAAAUGUCUAAUAGUAUGGAACAGGAUCAUAUACACAAACGUAUGCCUAAUAAUAUGGGGAAGGAUAGACACAAACACUUGUCUGAUGAUACGGAUAUGCACACUGAUGUACAAUCAAGCAUCCAAGGAGAGUCACAGACGCACAGCUGCUCGUUGGAAGGUAUGCGCAUACAGAUGGCCUCCGAUGUACAGGCACCGGCGGAUACUUCCGGCCUAAUCGGUGAACUGAUUUGCCCAGAGAGUGGGGCGAGUGCGCAACGAGACGAUCCGAUUGGCUCAGAGCCGCGCUGUGCAGGCGAUGUGAUUGGCGGAGGGGUGCGCGAUUCGCACCCGGGUACGAAUGUGAUUGGCGGAGAGGACUGGCACCGGAAUGCCGGCAACGAGGCCAAGGACGACCCGUGCGUGAACAGUCUUGUGGGGACGACGAUUGUCAGAGACACAGCUGGCCAAAAGAUUGGGCCACGGAGUCCCUUACCACUGAGUGAUAAGCCCAUCCACGUGCACCAGGAAGGGCCCGGAGGGCUUAAAUCGUCACAUGAGAAAAUAACGCUCACACCCGAGAUGUCCUAUGGGCCUGGCCGUGUACACACCGUGGGGCAGACUAGCACCGCGUCAUACUCAGACUAUGUGUAUGCACGAGAAGACCCACUAAAGCGUACGACAUCGGAUACAAAUGCCACAGAUACUAGGACUGUGGGUGUCGCAAAGGGACAGGACAUGCAUGGCUCGUCGCGAGUGGGAUACGCUUUUACGUUCACACACGCUAAGGCUGAUAGAGAGGGUUUAGGGGUAGAUACACUGGGGCCGAACAAAGCAUCACUUGGUAUACCUAUGCGUUCGGGGACGGAUACACACCCGCACACACCCACACACACCCACACACACACACAUGGGAGUAGUGAUACCCAUACACAGAGGAGGUCGUCGCGGAAUUCGGCGGAUGAAGGAUCGCACAGACAAAGUCGAAUUAAUAGGAUGGCCAGCAAACACUCGAAUGUCAG